Podarcis lilfordi (Lilford's wall lizard) is the source of this 1187-nucleotide messenger RNA. The record is from the annotation of a GenBank genome assembly. Lineage: Eukaryota; Metazoa; Chordata; Lepidosauria; Squamata; Lacertidae.
CGCCGCCCGGGCUCUCCGCAGCCCGCUUCCUUGAGGAUGUGCAACGCGACGCUGGUGAGUUGCCACGUGGACUCCAAGAUCGACCACCUCUUCCCUCCGGCGCUGUACAUCGCCGUCAUCACCGUGGGCCUGCCCACCAACUGCCUGGCCCUGUGGGCCGCCUACCUGCAGGUGCGCCAGAAGAACGAGCUGGGCGUCUACCUGAUGAACCUCUCCGUGGCCGACCUGCUCUACAUCGCCACGCUGCCGCUGUGGAUCGACUACUUCCUGCACCACGACAACUGGAUCCACGGGCAGCAGUCCUGCAAGGUCUUCGGCUUCAUCUUCUACACCAACAUCUACAUCAGCAUCGCCUUCCUGUGCUGCAUCUCGGUCGACCGCUACCUGGCCGUGGCGCACCCUCUGCGCUUCGCCCGCUUCCGCCGGGUCAAGACGGCCGUGGCCGUCAGCGCCACGGUGUGGGCCAUCGAGAUCGGGGCCAACUCGGCGCCGCUGUUCCACAACGAGCUCUUCCACGACCGCUACAACCACACCUUCUGCUUGAGAAAUACCCCAUGGAGGAGUGGGUGGCGUGGAUGAACCUCUACCGGGUCUUCAUCGGGUUCCUCUUCCCGUGGACGCUGAUGCUGUUCUCCUACCGGGGAUCCUGCGCGCCGUUCGGGGGAACAUCUCCACCGAGAGGCAGGAGAAGGCCAAGAUCAAGCGCCUCUCGCUCAGCCUCAUCGUCAUCCUGCUCUUCUGCUUCGCCCCGUACCACCUCCUCCUCCUCUCGCGCAGCGCCGUGCACCUGAGCAAGCCCUGCGACUGCGGCUUCGAGGAGACGGUCUUCGUGGCCUACCACACGGCGCUGGCUUUCACCAGCCUCAACUGCGUGGCCGACCCCAUCCUGUACUGCUUUGCCAACGAAGGGGCCCGGGGCGACGUGGCCAAAGCCCUCUCCACCUUGCUGCGCUUCCUGGCCAGCUCCAAGCCCCGAGAGAUGGCCAACGCCUCCCUCACCCUCGACACCCCUCUCUCCUCCAAGAAGAGCAGCUUCUGCCGGCAGCCGCUGGCGCUCCCCAUGCCCACCUUGCAGGGGGGCCCGCGGGGACGAGGAGCUCCAGAUGAAGAUACUGACUUUCGAACGCUGAACGCUCGGAGCUGCGUCUGGACGACGCAGAGGCCCCGCUGGCAACUCGCCGGGGCAG